Messenger RNA from Procambarus clarkii (red swamp crayfish), 953 nucleotides. Lineage: Eukaryota; Metazoa; Arthropoda; Malacostraca; Decapoda; Cambaridae. The record is from RefSeq and is a predicted model, not a curated record.
AUGUUCACGUGGUGGAUCUCCUGGGUGUGGGUGCUGUGGGCGUCAUGGGCGUAUGUGGGCGCCGACGCCAUGUGGGCGGCAGGGAUAGUCCAGCAGGAAGCAGCAGCAGCAGGAGGGGCAGCAGAAGCAGCAGCAGCAGCAGCAGGAGGGGCGACAGCAACAGGAACGGCGAAGAAGGAGGUGCGUCUUGGGCCUGGUAUGGGCGGCUCAGCGGUGCAGAGCCUUGGCAGAGAAGGCGUCCAGCACUUCGCUACACAACCUACACCCCAGACGGCGGUGGUGGGCUCCACGGCUGUCCUGCCCUGCAGGGUGAUCAACAAGGUGGGGCACCUGCAGUGGACCAAGGACGGGUUCGGCCUGGGCACCGAACGGGACCUGUUUGGCUUUUCCCGCUACGCGAUGAUCGGGUCGGACGAUGAGGGAGACUUCAGCUUGAGAAUCCAGCCGGUGCUGUUGGAGGACGACGCCCUCUAUCAGUGCCAAGUGAGUGCCAGCGAUGGAGUGCCUGGCAUCAGGUCCCACACGGCGCGGCUCACUGUAUAUGUGCCACCGGAGCCGCCUAGAGUCAAACCCGCCAUCUUGAGGACCACCGCUGGCAUGACCGUUACCCUCGAGUGUGAGAGCCGUGGAGGACGACCCCCGCCUGAGAUACAGUGGGUUGAUGAUAGUCGACGUGAGACGAUCAGAACGGGGUCCAUCCUGGCGACCGAGGCCAUGCCUGAUGGGAAGCGAGUGACUGUCCGCUCCCGCCUCUCCUUCACUCCACGACGGUCCCAUCACAACUCCUCAGUCACCUGCCUCACCUCCAAUCAGGCGCUCUCCUCCCCCCUCACCAGGUGAGUCUCCUCGGUCACCUGCCUCACUCCCAACCAUGUCUUAUCCUGCCAUUCAUCAGCCUUGUCUUGUCUAUUACCUGGUUUAUUUUCCAAUUGCUCAUUCUCAAGUUAUUCUAU